Messenger RNA from Cydia pomonella (codling moth), 1567 nucleotides. RefSeq lists its product as uncharacterized. The transcript has 3 exons. Lineage: Eukaryota; Metazoa; Arthropoda; Insecta; Lepidoptera; Tortricidae. The record is from RefSeq and is a predicted model, not a curated record. Bases 192 to 1379 code for a protein of 395 amino acids.
UAGAGGAUUGGUUUAAAACCGAAGAGGACAAGAAUAAGAAAAGAACAAUUUUAGUUCCGCAAUGGCCAGUAUUGACUAAACUUAUAAAAGAUAAUGUACUGGAGUUUGUCGAUUCCAAAAAACCACAUAGGUAUAUUCCAUCUCGAACUACAUACUGGAAAGACAACAAGAAAAAAACCAUUACAAAGCCCAUGAAAACACUAAACCCGGGAGAAGGCAUGAUGAGUCGCUACAUUAACAAUGCUAUUCCAAGAAAAAAUAAAUUUACAACUAAAUUUUCCCUGUCACACCUAACCAAUACUUAUCCGUCACAUUAUCAAUCUAAACAUGUAUCAACCACUGAAGAAACUAACGUAUUUAAUAAAAAACGAAGGCCUAAUUUUCUAAACAUUGACAUACAUUUAGAAUCAACACAGUUAUACGCAGGCAAACCAGGAACGCAAAUGAAACAUACAAAUGACAACAAUGAAAUGGAAUUAUCUAGAAACACGAAACAAUAUUUUACAAAAGGCAAAUCUAAAUCUGGUGUGCCUAACAUUGACGAAAACAAAACGGAAAAAGAUGAAAGUGAUAAAGAUUAUAUGAGUAUUGAAGGAGAAACAACGAAAGAAUCUAAAGACAGCAGCUCGGAUGCAAAAUGUUCUUCAGAAGAUACAGAGAGUCAAGAGAAUAUAGACCAGACAGUACUAUCUCCUUUACGACAGUCAGAAGGAGGAAAGAAGCAUCAAAAACAUUUAAGAAACCAUCAUCACCGACAUAGACAUAAACAUGGUCAUAAACACUCACAUUAUAGGAAAAGAAAAUACGAAAAUUUAAAACGUAAAUAUUUAAGAUUAAAAGAAAUAUUGGCUGCACAGAAAGUAAAUUAUAGUCAUAGCAGGCCAGAAGAAAAUAAAAAAUAUGUUGAUAUAAAUAGAACGCAAACAGAUAUGAAAGACAUAUAUUCGAAAAGCUCUGAUAACAGUAAAAAACCGGUUACAGAAAUAAAUUAUAGUCCAUCUGAAGAUACAACGCCAGCAGUUGCAGGACAUCUUAGAGUUGAUAACAUUAAUUUGUUCUUAGAUGACUAUAAUAUUAAAGCCGAAAAUAGUACGGAAGACUACACUAUUCGUAAUUAUGGUAUUUAUAGGAAAUCUUUUCCGCUAAAUACGACAGUUGUUUUCGAAGCGAGUGAUUCCAGUGACGCGGAAAAAGAAUUAAAGGAGAAUAUUCACGAUACGAUUAGACAUAUGGAUUUUGUUAAUAACAAUGUAUCAAGAAGAAGUUAUCAUAACGAUAAUUCGUCUAUCGUCCGCGUCCUAGAAUCUCCAGAAACGGAUGUUGAGGCAGUGUUGAAAAGUAACAUUUAUAAAGCUGUGAAGAAAUUGUUGAAAAAGUGAAACGCAAAUAUGCCGGCAGAAGAUAUUUUUAAAGUUAUACAGAAUGCUCGUAACGGAAGACAGUUAACAAAUAAAAAUAUUUUUCAUCACACUUGCUCGAAAAAGAUCCUAUUUCAUGCAGGUGUACUGAAGGACAAAGGCCUAUUUUGUUCCCGCGGGAGUUAAGGAUUGUGAAAAAAAGCUUUAAC